Molecule: messenger RNA, 2400 nt
Organism: Podospora pseudopauciseta
Lineage: Eukaryota; Fungi; Ascomycota; Sordariomycetes; Sordariales; Podosporaceae
Exons: 2
Coding region: 1-2400 (799 amino acids)
Biological process (GO): protein ubiquitination; rescue of stalled cytosolic ribosome
Molecular function (GO): ribosome binding; ubiquitin protein ligase activity
Source: RefSeq, a predicted model, not a curated record
AUGGCUGACGGAGCUGCUCCUACUGGCGAUAACCAGGCACCCAGCGGACCUAGAGGCGACGGCAACAGAGACAGAGGCAGAGGCAGAGACAGAGGUCGUGGCGGUAGGGGCCGUGGGAGGGGAGACCACUCUCGUGGUAGAGGGCGUGGUAGUGGAGGAGGACGAGGAGGAGGCGCCGGACACCACCGUACUGGAAACACGGCCACCACAGAUCCAGCUUCGCAGGAACCAAAGAAGGCCCCCAACUUCAAAAAGACCGAGGCUCUAGACGGCCAGGCCGACGACAAUGCCGAAACUUGCUUCAUUUGCGCCAACCCCAUCACCCAUUUCUCUGUUGCUCCCUGCAACCACACCACAUGUCACAUCUGUUCUUUGCGGUUGAGAGCGCUCUACAAGAGCAAGGAUUGUCCCCAUUGCAGGACAUCAUCGCCAUAUGUUAUCUUCACCGAUGACGGAACCAAGCGCUUCGAGGACUACACGGCCAAGGAUAUUACCAGCACAGAUGACAACAUUGGUAUCAAAUACGCCGGGGAGGAGAUUGUGGGAGAUACCAUUCUUUUGCUGAGGUUCAAUUGCCCGGAUUCCGAGUGCGACUUUGCUGGUCUGGGCUGGCAGGACCUGCAUCAACACGUCCGCAAUGUGCACCACAUGAAGAUGUGCGACUUGUGCACACGGAACAAGAAGGUCUUUACACAUGAGCACGAACUGUUUGCGGACAAGCAGCUCACCGAGCAUAUGCGCCACGGCGACGACAAGCCCGGCGCGGCCGACCAGACCGGCUUCAGGGGACAUCCGCUGUGCGGCUUCUGCGGAGCUAGGUUCUACGAUAGCGACAAGCUGUAUGAGCAUUGCCGCAACAAGCACGAGCGGUGUUUCUUGUGUGAUAGGAGAGAUUCAAGGCAGCCGCAUUAUUUCCUCGACUACGACGCACUUGAGCAGCAUUUCAAGAAGGAUCACUUUCUUUGCAACGAUCGGGAAUGUCUGGAGAAGAAGUUUGUUGUGUUCGAGUCUGAAAUGGAUCUCAAGGCCCAUCAGCUUUCUGAGCAUGGUGGGUCUGUAGGAAGCGGUAGAGAUGCGAGGAGGGUAGACAUGUCCAACUUUGACUUGCGCCAGAGAUAUGAGCAGGAGAGAGGGGCUCCUAGGGGCGGAAGAAAUCAAGAGCGUCGGCGUGCGCCCGACCCUGCCAACGAGCCGAUACCUGCCAGCUCCGCCCAGCCUCUGCGAAGAGAUGAGAUUGCCUUUCAGCGUCAGAUGGCGAUACAAUCCGGCGCUGCUAACCGGGCACCGCCACCUGGCCCUGCUCCCGGCCCGUCUCGACCACCACCUCCAGCCAUCGCAGCCGCUCGUGCGGCUGCCGCUGCCACCGCCGCACCCAUCGACGCCAUGGAAAACCUCUCCAUAACCGACUGGUCAUCUCUCACCCAGGAACAACGUGCCAGCUUGGCCCGUCACAACGCUGUCGUCGAGCGCGCGUCUAAUCUCCUUGGCAACAACGAGAACAAGAUUGCCACUUUUAGACAAUACAUCUCCAACUACAACCGCGGAAGCAUGAACCCAACCCAGCUCAUUGACGCCUUUGCUUCGUUGUUUGCCGACACCUCCUCCGACACGGCGUUGGGGACCCUGGUGAGGGAAGUAGCAGAGUUGUUUGAAGACAAGAAGAAGGGAGAGGCUCUCCGCGCGGCGUGGCAGAACAGGAGGGCGAGAACGCAGGACAGGGAGGAGGAGUAUCCUUCCCUUCCGGGAUUGGGGGGCAUGCACGGCGCUACUACCUCGACGACGGGGUGGGCGACGGCUGCGGCGCCGACGAGAGUCACGCUUCACAACAAUGGCGCUGCUGCUAACUCGAACCGGGUGUUGAAACUGAAGAAUAGCACUAGGAGAGGGAGUGUGGGUAACGCGUCGGUGAUGUCUUUUGCUUCGGCGUCGAGCGGUGGGGGGGGUAGGGGUGUUGCUGCUUCUUCGGCAGCUGCGUUUCCUGCUCUUCCUUCUGCGUCGAGACCUGCGCCGGCAGAGCCAAGUUGGACCGCUGGGGGGAGCAGCGCACCUCCGGCACCGAAGACCACGACUGCUAGUCACGUUGGGACGGGAGCGGUGAAGAGGGGGCCGCCACCGCAGACGAACAGUAGUGAUGCUUUUCCUGCUUUGCCUGCUGCUCCGAAGCCAAAGACGACUAUUUUUGGGUAUGGGAGGGGGGUGGUGAGGAGGGAUUUUGGGGUGAGUAGGGAUACUGGAUUUAGCUGGGGUGGUGGUGGUGGUGGUGGUGGUGGUGCGGCAAGUGGAAGUGGAAACGCGGGAGGGGCAGGUGAGGAGGUGCAGCAGCAGCAGGAUGGUGGGCAGGGAGGGCAGGGGGGUAAGGGGAAGAAGGGGAAGAAGCAGGUUUUGGCUCAUUGGGGCUGA